Molecule: messenger RNA, 5129 nt
Organism: Medioppia subpectinata
Lineage: Eukaryota; Metazoa; Arthropoda; Arachnida; Sarcoptiformes; Oppiidae
Source: the annotation of a GenBank genome assembly
CCUGUGCUUACGCUGACGGGUGUCUCACCACAAGGGAUGCGAUGAUUGUCACGUACUUCAGGGGUGCCAUCACUGAGAGUGACCCACAGAUACCGAGGGGUUUGAUGGCAGUCGUGGGGCUGUCGAGGGCUGAGGCGCUCAAUGCUUGUCCGAAAGGGGUUUUCAUUGCUUGUAAUAACGCUAAAGAGUCUGUAGUCAUAUCAGGUCCGACAAAUGAAAUGAAGGAAACAAUUGAUUUGUUGAAUAAAAAGGGAGUUUUUGUGCGACAGUUAGAGAGCAGUGAAAUCCCAUUCCAUAGCGAAUACCUGCGCUCAUCGGCACAGCCUAUGGUCGACGCCAUUAACAAAUAUAUGCCUAACCCUCGGCUCCGGUCAAAGAAAUGGUUGUCCACUUCCGUAAUGGUGUCGGAGCCCGAAGACGUGCGUUUGAGAUACGCUUCAGCCGAGUAUUUUGUGUACAACUUUAUGAACCCUGUUCAAUUUUACGACCGACUCAAACACAUACCUACCGGCGCUGUUGUACUGGAGCUGAGCCCUCACUCGCUCUUUAAGAAAACAAUGGCCGAAUCGGUGGACAAUUGUCAAUAUAUUUCGUUGAUAUCCAAAAACUCGAAUACUAAAAAUAUAGAUCAGUUUCUGUCGGGAAUCUCCAAACUCUACGAAUUGGGUUUCAACCCAUCGGUAGAGCGCCUGUACCCACCCAUCCAAUGGCCGGUCCCUCGAAGCACACCAUCGAUUAGUUCCCUCUUGAAGUGGGAUCACAGCCGAGACCUAUCGGUCUAUACCCCGAAAUGGCCACAAAAUAAGUUACGCUUCGUUUGCGGGGAUAUGAAUGUUGUGAUCGACAUGACGGCCAAGAAAGACGACUACCUGUGCGAUCACGUGAUAGACGGCAAUAACCUGUUCCCAGCGGUCGGUUAUCUGAUGCUCGCGUGGCGUCAAAUGGCCGCCGCUUAUGGCCAGACAUGGGAUAAAAUUCCGGUAGUUUUCUCGAAGUGCCAGUUCUUGAGGGCGAUAUUUCUCACACAUGACGUCCCGACCAGACUUACCGUCAAAUACUAUCAACAAACGGGCGAUUAUAUGAUAUGUGAAAACGACAACAUGUGUGCCGUCGGUACUGUCCGUCGCGGCGCCGACGAUAUGCUGACCGAACAGCACCUCAUCAGUGAUGGACAGCCAGUGGUGUCGGAGUGUGAGUAUCGGUUGGACAGGGAGUCCAUUAAGAAAGAGCUGCAUAUCCGGGGCUAUGAGUACUCGAAAGGGUUUCAGUCGUUGACAAAUAUGCGGACCAAUGACUUCCGUCGGGUGUCGGCGGACAUCGAGUGGACGGGAAAUAUGGUUACAUUUUUAGACGGUUUGCUACAACUGACCGGUUGUUUGUCUCCCUUCCGCAAACUCGUGGUUCCGGUGAUGAUCGACGCCAUACGUGUCGACCCGAACACACUCUUCGAGGCGCUGAAGAGGAAUCGUUUGGCCGAUGAAGUGGUGGCCGACGGGGGCGAAAAACUUGGCGACAAUUUUCUCAGCGAUUUUGCACCCAAUAAUGCGUCCGAACGGUUUGCUCACUUCAGCUCUCGAUUGCCGGUAGUGUUUGACUCGUGUGUGAAUUGUGUGCUCACAUACGGCGCUGAAGUGUAUAAUAUGGUCACCGCUCCCAUCACUAGGAAAACUGAUCCCAAUAUGGUUUUAGAGAGACAUGAGUUUAUCCCCAACGACGACAAUAUGGCCAUCGAUGACAGCCAUAGGAAACUACUUAAUGAUAAUAUUGAAGUUUGUAAAGCAAUUGCUGUGAAAAUACGUGAAAUGGGUUUCAAAGAAAUGAAAUGUGAUUUCAAUUACAGAAAGAUUAGCGAAGAAGUGAUUCAAAGCCAUAGAAAUGCAAACAUUGAUAAUAACGUUAUGUUUAAGAUUUUGGAUAAAAUUCACGAAACGAUUGCUAAACAAAACAUUAAACCAAACGAUAAAUUCAUGAUUAAAAAAUAUUCACACCAUUUAUGGGAAUUGGAUUUACAAGAUUUGAUGCAAGACUUGUCGGACGCCAUUGAAAGCAAUGGAUUUCUAUUAACAGUAUUUCGAUAUAAAGUGACGGAACCGGAGAUCGCAUUGAAUUCAUUGUUUGGGAAUUCAGUCACGGAUUCAGAUCUCGAGAAACGAAUCAAUGAUUUCAUCACUUUUGGCAAUGAAAUGGGAUUAAGAGUGAUAUGCAGUAAAUGCGAUACAAUUGGUUCAAAGGCUGUGCUCUUCAGGAAAGUCUCGGAACCGAUACUUCCGGACAAACAAAAUAUUAUCCAAUUUAACGGCAAAUGCGAGCAAUGGUUUCCAGUAUUGAAGGACAGACUACUGAUGGCCAGUGAAUUGGUUGCCGACAGUCCUCGGGUUUGGCUCAUUGCCAACGACUCGUGUAUUAACGGAGUAAUGGGUUUAGCAAAGAGUCUACGUCUGGAACCGGGAGGAGAAUACUUCAGAUAUGUUUUCAUUUACGAUAAAAACACCACAAAUACAGACAUAGACUUCAAUAUAAAGCCAUUCUCCGAUAUAUUGGCCAACGAUUUGGUGUCAAAUGUGAUCAGAGAUGGAAGACUCGGUUCCUAUCGAUACCAGAGUUUUGGCAAAGAUUUCGAUAAAAUCCAAUCAAAUGAUUAUUACUUGGGUUUAGGAAAGGGUCGGGACUUGUCGUCAUUUGAGUGGACGGACGCCACCUCUGCUCCCAUUACUGAAAGCUAUUAUGACAUGAAAAACAAAUUGAGAAAAGCAGUCAAAAUCCAGAUCUACUGCUCUGGCAUUAUCUUCCGGGACGUUCUCAUAGCCACCGGUAAAAUUCCGGCGCUUUCACAGAUAUAUGAGCAACAAAUUGGUCACGAAUUUGCGGGCCUUCGGGCGGACACUGGGGAAUGGGUUAUGGGCUUUAAUUACGGCAAGUGUGUGGCCGCCUGUACUCGUGUUGACCCGUAUUUGUUCACAACAAUACCCGACAACUGGUCUAUGGAAGAGGCGGUCACUAUAUUGAGCUCGUAUUUCACUGUAUGGUAUGGAUUGUUAGAGAGGGCUCAUAUUAGACGCGGAGAGAGUAUAUUAAUUCAUUCGGCGGCGGGAGGUGUGGGUCAGGCGGCCAUUAAUGUGUGUCAACACUACGGCUGCGAUAUAUACGCGACGGUCGGCACCGAAGAGAAGAAACAGUUUCUCAUAAAUAUUACCGGCGAACGGGUUAUUGGUAUAAAUAUAAACAACUCCGUGGCCACCAGUACUCGUGUGGACCCGUAUUUGUUCACAACAAUACCCGACAACUGGUCUAUGGAAGACGCGGUCACUAUUUUGAGCCCGUAUUUCACGGUAUGGUAUGGACUCAUAGAGAGGGCUCACAUCAGACAAGGCGAAAGUGUAUUAAUCCAUUCGGCGGCGGGAGGUGUGGGUCAGGCGGCUAUUAAUGUGUGCCAACACUUGGGGUGCGAUAUAUACGCGACGGUCGGCACCGAAGAGAAGAAACAGUUUCUCAUAAAUACAUACAAAAUACCGGCGAAGAAGAUAUUCUCGUCGAGAAGUAUUGAAUUCAAGAGUCAAGUCAUGCGAUCGACUGCCGGACGGGGAGUGGAUGUAGUGCUCAACUCUUUGGCCGGCGAUAAGUUGGACGCCAGCUAUGAGUGUGUGGGCACAGGCGGACGGUUUGUGGAGUUGGGAAAAAUGGAUAUGUUUUUAAAUAAAAAGCUUCCGAUGUAUAACUUAUUGAGGGAUUUGUGUAUUAUAUGUGUUUCACUGGACGAGAGUGUAUUAGACCGACAGUAUAUUUGGGACGCCUUUUAUACAUGGGUUCACCAGAACUGCAGCAAUGGUUGCGUAAAACCGUUGAAUCCGACGGUAUUUCCGGCCGCAGACGCGGAGAAGGCCUUCCGAUACAUGACUACCGGUAAACAUAUCGGGAAAAUAGUUAUCCGUAUUCGUGAAGAGGAGGCGAACAGAAAGUCGUGGAAAUGCAUAAAACCGGCCAAUAGUAUGAUUGUUAGCACAAAGACUUAUUUCAAUCCCAAUAAGACUUAUAUAAUAACCGGAGGUUUGGGUGGCUUUGGGUUAGAGUUGUGUCAAUGGAUGGUAUAUAACGGGGCGAAGAGAUUGGUGUUAACCUCCCGUUCAGGCAUUAAAAAUGAUUACCAAAAAUUUAUUGUCAAUCGUUUGAUAGCUUUCGGAAAAAAGCAUAACUAUUUUGAAAAUCAAGUUAUAGUCUCUUCGGCCGACUGUUUCACUAUUGAGGGCACAAAACAACUAUUAGAUGAGUGCAAAGGGUUGGGCGCACCCAUCGGUGGUGUCUUUCAUUUGGCCCUCGAGUUAAACAAUUGUCUCUUCAGUGAAGUGUCUUUCGAGACAUUCAUGAAAACCGUUGACAUAAAGGAAAAGAUAUUCAAGAAUUUGGAUCAAUUGACCCGAAAAUUGGACUAUAAUUUAGACCAUUUUGUGGUCUUUUCAUCUAUAUCUUCGGGUUUUGGUUUUGAGGGACAACUGAACUAUACUUACGGUAACUCUAUUUGUGAGCGUAUUUGCGAACAGAGACAGAGGGACGGCCUGUCGGGUCUGGCCAUACAGUUUGGUCCGGUCGGUGACGUCGGGGCGAUGACUGAGUUGACACAAGUGUUCGCAUUUUUAACAACUCAAAAACAACGGAUCCAUUCGUGUUGUGAAGUAUUGGACAAACUAUUGGCCGUUAAAUACCCGGUCAUAACAGUUAACGUAAAAACAGUGGAGAACUCACUGUUAAAGUUGGACUCUGAGGCCAAAGAGGGCUCGAAAUCAUUCAUCAAUAAGUUGUGGGGAUCUCUGGGUAUUGACCCGAAGGCCACUCCGGCGGACACGACUUUGGGAGAGAUCGGAAUUGAGUCCAUAUUUGCCUCAGAAUUACAGCAAGAAUUGGCUAAACUCUGUAACCAAACGAUUCACUUGAAAAUAAUUAAACACAUGUCUGUCGGACUCCUUCGGGAGUUUGAGUCCGGAGGCGAUGACACUAUUAAAGCCUAUUUUAAUGGCAUAAAAAGGGCUCAAAUAUCGCUCUCAAAGUAUAUAUUUGUGAUUCCUGUGGAAACACACGUCAGACUCAAUGGUGUCUCAAACGGAAAGCCAUUGUAUUUAAUGCCGACUCUGGAGAUG